GGCAGGAGGAUGGGCGCCAAGCAGAGCGGCCCGGCCGCCGCCAACGGCCGCACUCGGGCUUACUCCGGCGGGGAUUUACCUUCGAGCAGCGGCGGCGGCGGCGCUCACGGGACGGGCGGCCGGCCGACAGGCGGCGGGGGGCGGUACACGCACCUGGCGGCGGGGGUGCACCACGCGGGGCCUGGAGGCGCGGCGGCGGCGGCGGCGGCUCCUCCGGUGGCGGCGCCGCGGAGCAGGUCUCUGGGCGGGCCGGCCGCCGCCGCCGGGGCUCGGGCCGCCCACUCCGCCUUCCACAUCCCCAGCAGCAGCGGCCUCUACGGCUCCCAGGACUCGGUCAACAGCACCCCCGAGGAAGGCGGGCGGGAGCGGCCCGUCGCCGGAGGAGGAGGAGGGCAUGGCGGCGGGAGCGGGGGGCCCCGCCUGGUCAUCGGCUCCUUACCUGCCCACCUCUCGCCUCACCUGUUUGGAGGAUUCAAGUGUCCUGUUUGUUCCAAGUUUGUAUCUUCAGAUGAAAUGGAUUUACAUCUUGUGAUGUGCUUGACAAAACCGAGGAUAACCUACAAUGAGGAUGUGCUGAGUAAGGAUGCCGGGGAGUGUGCAAUAUGCCUGGAAGAGCUACAACAAGGAGAUACAAUAGCACGAUUGCCUUGUCUAUGCAUAUAUCAUAAAGGAUGCAUAGAUGAAUGGUUUGAAGUAAACCGGUCUUGUCCUGAGCAUCCUUCAGAUUAACGGUGGAGGUUUCUGGUUUGUAGGUAACUGCUGCUGCUCUUUCAUAUUAAUUUUAACCUGUUAAAAAGUGUCACUAGCCGAA
Messenger RNA from Euleptes europaea (tarantolino), 811 nucleotides. It is a transcript of the gene ZNRF2, whose product is annotated as zinc and ring finger 2. Lineage: Eukaryota; Metazoa; Chordata; Lepidosauria; Squamata; Sphaerodactylidae. The transcript is spliced from 4 exons. The record is from RefSeq and is a predicted model, not a curated record. The coding region runs from base 10 to 729 and encodes 239 amino acids.